AUGCAUGAGCUCAUGUUCUUCCAGCCAUUUUCGUCAAUACCAGAAUCAGUAAUAGUGGAACAAGAAUUGUAUUGGGAUGCAGCAGAAAAUUUCUCUUUGGACAAUUUCAAUUUGUCUGUUACGUACGAGAAUGGCACAAGGAAUGGAACAGAUCAGGUUAGAGAUGGGGCAGUGAAUAAUUGGUGGGCAUUGGUGGCGUUACUGCUGGUGGUAUGCACGGCUGCUGGGAAUGUGCUGGUCUGCUUAGCGAUCUACUUGGAGAGGAGAUUACAAAACGUGACUAAUUACUUUUUGAUGUCGUUGGCCAUAACCGAUCUCUUGGUGGCCAUAUUAGUGAUGCCCGUGGGAAUACUGACGUUGGUCAGAGUCCUCAAGAGAUUGGACGUGGAAAGUGCAUUGAACACUGAAAUACAGUAA
Messenger RNA from Diatraea saccharalis (sugarcane borer), 417 nucleotides. The record is from the annotation of a GenBank genome assembly. NCBI's taxonomy places the organism in Eukaryota, Metazoa, Arthropoda, Insecta, Lepidoptera, Crambidae.